Messenger RNA from Sinocyclocheilus grahami, 7043 nucleotides. RefSeq names its product ATP-binding cassette, sub-family A (ABC1), member 3b (gene abca3b). Gene Ontology annotation, cellular component: intracellular membrane-bounded organelle; membrane. NCBI's taxonomy places the organism in Eukaryota, Metazoa, Chordata, Actinopteri, Cypriniformes, Cyprinidae. Gene Ontology annotation, molecular function: ATP binding; ATP hydrolysis activity; ABC-type transporter activity. The record is from RefSeq and is a predicted model, not a curated record. The transcript has 29 exons. The coding region runs from base 1 to 5163 and encodes 1720 amino acids. Gene Ontology annotation, biological process: transmembrane transport; lipid transport.
AUGCGUCCCAAUUCCCUCCUGACAGAGGGCUUUGCACACUACUGGGCCGCAGCUGUUGCUAGGAAACCCAAGCCAAGCCGAGGCGUUAACACUGGGCCGUUCAUGCCUCAUUAUGGCACACAGCGCUGCCUUUCUGACCCAGAUCAGAGGUCUAAACCAUCAGUCUAUUUCACGGACGUCCUCUUUCGUUCUCUCGCUCUGCAGAAGCGUCAGAUCCUGGUCACUCUGGUGGAGAUCGCUCUGCCGCUGCUCUUCUCAGCCAUCCUGAUCGUCCUGCGACAGAAGGUGUCCUUCAUCAACUACCCCAAUGCCACGCACUACCACAGCUUCGCUCUGAGCGACCUGCCGUUCCCUCUGUGCUUCCAGGACCUGCAGCUGGCCUACGUGCCUGCAAACGCCAGCGUGGUGCGGCAGAUCACAGAGGAUGUGCAGCAGAGCCUGCAAGAAUGCAUCAGAACCGUGCGUGGCUUUGAAACAGAGGAGCAGUUUGAGGAGUUUGUGAAAACUGACCCAGAGUCAGGCAAGAUCUUGGCAGCCAUUGUGUUUGAACACCAAUUCACACACGACGACGAGCCGCUUCCUCUGCAGGUCAGCUAUCAUCUGCGCUUCACGUACAGCCCCAGAAACGCUCCUGCGCACGAGAAGUCGGAGUUCAACCCCAACAAUGAUCAGGACUGGCACACGCUCAGUCUGUUCCCGCUGAUCCAGCUGCCCGGGCCCAGAGAACAACACGAACCACACGGGGGCACGCCAGGAUAUUACCGCGAGGGCUUCCUGCAGGUGCAGCAUGCAGUGGACCAGGCCAUCAUGAAGGCCUACAACAGCACGGCGGCGGCGGCCCUCCUCAAACGAGCCCAAGUGCUGUUGGCCCGCUUCCCUUACCCAGCGUUCAUCUACGACGUCUUCAUCCUGGCCAUCCAGAGCCAGCUGCCGCUGCUGCUGGUGCUCAGCUUCACCUACACCUCUCUGAAUAUCGUCCGCGCUGUGGUGCAGGAGAAGGAGAGGAAACUGAAGGAGUACAUGCGCAUGAUGGGUCUCAGUAACUGGUUGCACUGGAGCGCCUGGUUCCUCAUGUUUUUCCUCUUUCUCUCCAUCUCCAUCUUCUUUGUUACCGUACUUAUCUGCCUCAAGGUGAGUCCUAACGGAGCGGUGUUGACCUACAGCGACCCCACGCUGGUGUUUGUCUUCCUGCUGGUGUUUGCCGUGUCCACCAUUAACUUCAGCUUCAUGAUCAGCGCCUUCUUCUCCAGAGCGAAUGUGGCCGCAGCAGCGGGCGGCUUCAUCUACUUCCUGAGCUACCUGCCGUACAUCUUCCUGUGGCCUCGCUAUGACCUGCUGUCGCAUGCCCAGAAAGUCUCCGCCUGCCUCAUCUCCAACGUGGCCAUGGCCAUGGGAGCCCAGCUGAUCGGCAUGUUCGAGAGCAAAGGGACGGGCAUCCAGUGGCAUAACCUGUUUGAGCCGGUGACGGUGGACGAUGACUUCUCUCUGGCUCAAGUGCUGGGUCUGCUGCUGGUGGACUCGGUGCUGUACGGUCUGGUUGCCUGGUACAUGGAAGCCGUGUUUCCGGGAGAAUAUGGAGUCCCUCGUCCAUGGUACUUCUUCAUUCUGCCCUCAUACUGGUGCAGCAGCCCUCGUGUGGCCCUACUGAAGGAGAAGGAGGAAGAGGAGGAGGCCGAGAAGGUGUCGAAGGGCGAAUUCAUUGAAGAGGAGCCAGCUGGACUGGUCUCAGGGGUCAAGAUCAAACAUUUGGCAAAGGUGUUCAAAGUGGGAAAUAAGACCAAGGAGGCAGUGAGGGAUUUAACUCUCAACAUGUUCGAAGGCCAGAUCACUGUCCUGCUGGGUCACAACGGAGCGGGCAAGACCACCACACUAUCAAUGCUGACAGCAUUCAGAUGGAUCUUCACAUACCUUGUCUCUUCUCUUAAGCUGAAGGGUUAUCCUCGCAAAAAGAUCCCUGAUGAGGUGGACCGCAUCCUUCGGAUCCUGAAUUUGGAGGACAAGCGUCAUGCGCGAUCCAAAACCCUCUCUGGCGGGAUGAAGAGGAAGCUUUCCAUCGGCAUUGCUUUAAUUGGAGACUCAAAGGUGGUGAUGCUGGACGAGCCCACCUCAGGAAUGGACCCCUCAGCCCGCCGGGCCACCUGGGACCUGCUGCAGGGCGAGAAGCGUGGCCGCACCAUCCUGCUCACCACGCACUUCAUGGACGAGGCCGACCUGCUGGGAGAUCGGAUCGCCAUUAUGGCCAGCGGAGAGCUCCAGUGCUGCGGCUCGUCUCUCUUCCUCAAGAACAAAUACGGUGCUGGUUACCACAUGGUUAUAGUAAAGGACGCGUUUUGUAACGUGUCCGAGAUCACCCGUCUAGUGCACAUGUAUGUGCCUGAUGCCACUCUUGAGAGCAGUGCAGGCGCUGAACUCUCCUACAUAUUGCCCAAAGAGAGCACCAGCCGGUUUGAGCUGCUGUUUGCUGAGCUGGAGAUGAAUCGAGACGAGUUGGGCAUCGCCAGCUAUGGGGCGUCCGUUACCACUAUGGAGGAGGUUUUUCUCAGGGUCGGGAAGCUGGUGGACUCCAGUCUGGAUAUUCAGGCCAUCCAGCUUCCGGCUUUGCAGUAUCAGCAUGAGCGGCGGUCACAUGACUGGACCAUGGACGACUCCAGCAGCAUCAGCGGCAUGACGGACGUGACGGAUUUCACUGACAGCGGCACGAUGAUCUCAGAGGACGGCUCCAACAUCAAACUCAACACUGGGGCCGGGCUCUAUAUGCAGCAGUUCUAUGCUAUGUUCCUGAAGAGGGCGCUCUACAGCUGGCGCAACUGGAAAGUGAUGGUGGCUCAGUUUCUGGUGCCGCUCAUUUUCACAGUGUUGGCUCUUGUAGUGGCCCACACCCUCCCUGGAAGCCAAAUCACGCCCCUGCUCCGUCUGCCGCUAAAACAAUAUGGCCCUACUCACGUACCCGUGGCUGUAGAUGUCAAUGCUGGGCCGCUGGCUACAGCUCUGGCUAAGAUCUACACAGCACAGCUGCCUUCCCAGAAUGCCAUUGCUGCCACUAACAUAACAGAUUUGUCAGAGUACGUGCUAUAUAAUGCCAUGAGGGAGGGCGGAGCUUUCAAUGAGCACUGCGUGGUGGGUGCGACCUUCAGGAGCCGAUCCAGGAAGAACACUGAGGUCAUCGGCUACUUCAACAACCAGGGCUAUCACACCCCCGCUACGGCACUCAUGCUGGUUGACAAUGCUCUCUACAAACUACUAGCUGGACCCGAUGCCUCAAUCCAAACUGGAAAUUACCCCAUGCCACGCAACAUGUCCGAGACGGCCCAGAGCCAGCUUUCUGAGGGCCAGACAGGCUUUGUCAUCGCCAUAAACCUCAUGUUCGGCAUGGCAUCAUUAGCCAGCACCUUUGCCCUGCUCCUCGUCUCUGAGCGAUCGGUGAAGUCCAAACAUGUGCAGCAAGUCAGCGGGGUCUACCUCUCCAACUUCUGGUUCUCCGCCCUGCUGUGGGACCUCAUCAACUUCCUGUUGCCCUGCCUGCUCAUGCUGGUGGUCUUCCGAGUGUUUUCAGUGAAAGCAUUUGUGGCCGAGAACCACCUGGUGGACGUUCUGCUUUUGCUGCUUCUGUAUGGCUGGGCGGUGAUUCCCCUCAUGUACCUGCUCAGCUUCCUGUUUUCCACGGCUGCCACCGCCUACACGCGCCUCACCAUCUUCAACAUCCUCAGCGGCACAGCCACCUUCCUCGCGGUCACCAUCAUGACCAUACCUGAGCUAAAGCUAGUAGACAUGUCUCACCUCCUGGAUAAGAUCUUCCUGAUCUUCCCAAAUUACUGCUUGGGCAUGUCCUUCAGCGAGUUCUACCAGAACUACGAGAUCAUCACCUUCUGCACCUCCAGCACCUUUGCCGAGAUACUUUGCAAGUACAAAAAUAUCACAUAUCAAGUGAACUACUUUUCCAUGGAUGAACCCGGAGUGGGCCGCUUCCUGGUGGCCAUGUCCAUACAAGGUGUUGUCUUCAUCAUCCUGCUUUUCCUCAUCGAGCUCCGGUGUGUCCACAUACUACUCAACCUCUGCAGGAGACGCAAGAAGGUUUUGCUGUUGGCAGAAGAAGCUCUCCAGCCUGAGGACAGAGAUGUUGCGGAGGAGAGGAAGAGAGUUUUGGAGUGCCAGCCGGUGGUUGAGUCAAUGGUGGGCAGCCCGCUUAUCCUACAGGAGCUCAGCAAGGUAUAUUCAGGCUGGAAGUCGCUGUUAGCGGUGGACCGUUUGUCUUUGGCCGUUGGGAAAGGCGAGUGCUUUGGUUUACUGGGAUUUAAUGGAGCAGGGAAGACUACGACAUUCAAAAUGCUGACAGGAGAUGAAAGCAUAACUUCAGGAGAUGCCUUUAUUGACGGCUACAGUAUCCUCCAGGAUGUGAAAAAGGUGCAGCAGAGAAUUGGCUACUGUCCCCAGUUUGAUGCGGUGCUAGAUCACAUGACAGGGCGGGAAACCCUGAGCAUGUAUGCCAGACUGAGGGGCAUCCCAGAGAAAUAUGUCACAGCCUGUGUAGAAAAUGUCCUGCGUUCCCUGCUGCUCGAACCUCACGCUGACAAACUUGUCCGCAGCUUCAGUGGCGGCAAUAAGAGGAAGUUGAGUGCAGGCAUGGCUCUGAUCGGUGGGCCGCCUGUGAUCUUCCUGGACGAGCCGUCCACUGGCAUGGAUCCUGUGGCCAGACGGCUGCUGUGGGACGCAAUUACACGGACCAGAGAGUCUGGCAAAGCCGUCAUCAUAACCUCACACAGUAUGGAGGAGUGUGAGGCGCUGUGCACCCGGCUGGCUGUCAUGGUGAAUGGCCAGUUCAAAUGUCUGGGCAGCCCACAGCACCUGAAGAGCAAGUUUGGGAGCGGAUACACACUGCUGGCGAAGGUCCGCGUGGAGACGGAGUUAGAGGAGAUGGACCUUCAGCUCUUCAAAGACUUCAUUGAAAGCACCUUCCCAGGAAGUUUACUGAAGGAUGAACACCAGGGGAUGGUCCACUAUCACCUGACUGACAAAACUCUAACCUGGGCACAGGUUUUUGGUGUUCUAGAAACAGCCAAAGAGAAGUACAGCAUCGAGGACUACUGCGUCAGCCAGAUCUCACUGGAGCAGGUGUUCCUCAGCUUCGCCCAGUUCCAGCACUGCGCCGAGGCCUGCAGGGAAUGACACGCUCAAGCACUAAAGGAGCGGAGCUCCUCGAUCUGACCUUUACCUGAUGAGUAGGAGGUACAGCCUUGGCCGACUGACUCUCCAUCAGACCACUGGACAUUGCUCAGGUGUCUCUCUUCACAUACACAUCUCUGAUAUGAUCAUACGUACGUAGCACACACUUCCAGACUCAAACACUGCGUCGCACAGAGACAGGACCACUAACCAGAGGUCUCCGCCAGUAGGGUGUUUAUUUCAAGUCUGUGUGUGCGUUUGCGAGCAGUUUGAGUUUCAGCGGGACAUUCGUCACACCACCGGAAACAACUUUUGAAUUAUAAUCUUUUGAAUUAUAAUCGAUUGGUCUAAGCACCAAAAAGGACGUUUGUUCAUCAUCUGUAAGUUGUAAGAUUGCGGUGUUAUUUAUAAAAGUCUUUUUUAGUUUGUUUCUCCUCACCUGGUAUCUGCUGUGGUCUCAAUGCUGAAGGUACAUGCGCUUCGCCCCUUUCCUGAUAGCAUAUGCAAAAUAAGGCCAGAAAUAUAGGAAAAUGCGAUGUCCAAAAACAUGAUUUUAAAGCUGCUUCUUUGGGAUUUGCAAUGUUGUAGAAUAUAACAUUUACAAGAAAAGUUGCUGAAUAUGAAUGUAAAAAUUGUAUAGAAUAGCUUUAGGUCAUUUAUAGAAUUUAUACAAUAGAUUUAUUCGCAUUUAUAGUUAGCUAUUUGUUAGAAAUCUAAUGCAUCUUCCAAAAAAAGUAAAUCGUUCCAAGUAAUACAAUUCUUUCUUAUGUAUGUCAGAAUAAAAGUCACUUAAAAAUUUUUUUGUGCUGCUAAAAAAAUCCCAUAAAAAAUAUUCCUUAAUUUUUUUUCAAUGAGACCACAGAUGUUUUAAUGCUUUUCCCUCCACAUUUCCAGUUAUAAUUUUUACCAGUGUGACAUCUCUUCUCCAGAUUGAUGGAGGAUUUUUGGGGCUUUGUGAAAUUUCGCUGGUGACCACUAGAGAACGUACAGUGCACUUUUUUUAUUUUUUAUUUUUUACAUCUGCCUCAAACUGAAUGUGUCUUUAGAUACGCUAAAUCUCCGCUUGUGUGAUUCUGUCACCGAGCAAAAACCACAAGCUUUUGUUUUUUGUUAUGUUAUCUUGCACUACUGAUGUGGACCAAUUCAUGCAACUUCACAAAAUCCAUAAAAGAGUUCAUAGAAACAUGAAGUAUCGCAAUUCUGGAGGGUUUAACGUACGAUUAGUUGUCUGUAAAAUCAUUUUUUUCCAUUGAAUGUCUUUAAGAUCUUGUAAUUCAUGUUGAUGAGGCUCAGUGACGCUCAGGUCAUGCUGCUAAUCUCAUUUCUACAUUGUUGAUGCUAGAUUUCCUCUUAGUCACUCACAUCAGCGUGUCUUUGUUGAACAUGAUUCUACAUCAUUACGAUGAUUGAAACGAAAGCAGCAUGGCUUCCCUUCCAGACCGUACUGACAUCACUUUGACCACGUUUCCGUCCACGUUCAUGCGAACUGAAUGUACUUUCGUAGUGAAGGAAGAAAACGCGGGCUCAAUCGAACACACUUGACGUACUGUAGAUAAACGGGGCUUGACGGUGACUGACCACACAUUGGUUCUUUUCUACGUUUUUGUCGUUGAUUGGUCUGUUUUGCACAGUGCUCUGGCUGUCGUGUCUGAACUGCUUGUUUGAAAUAUUGCAUUUUGAAAAUCGAGAAGGCAAACUCGGGAAUGUUAAUGAUGACAAUGUUGGUUUAAAAUGGUAAAAUGUAUACCAUAAUGCAAAAAGGGAAUUUACAUUGUAAUCUUGUGUACUGUAUUACUAAAUGAACCUUGUGAGAAAUGUAAGUAUUUCCAUUUCCUUUUUUUAUUAAAUCUGCCUUACGCAAAGGAAUUGUGUUCUGUAGUCUU